AUGUCGAAGAAAAAAUCAUCGAAAACGGUGACCUCCGUGAAAAGUAAGAAACAAUACAACGAAAAUGCAUGGCAGGAGCUUUUGGAAUCGCUAUCAAUUAAUGACGAUCAUUGGUGGUGUAUCGUAACUAUGAUGGUAGAGACUAGGAGUGAUCAUGCACGAUGCGUGUCGAUGUUUAACGAAGCUGCAGAAGAGGGGAAACGAAAAGCGAUUUAUACUCUGAGCCAUCAGAAAAUGUUAGCUAAUGUUAGGUCCCUGUCUAGACAGGAUCCAGAUAAAUGUCCAGUUCUACAACGAGUUUGCCAUCAUGCCAACAAGCUGCUCGAAGCUAAUAUUGAAUCUACUUGGUCGUUAGCACGUGUUAUCAAAUAUAUGAUCUAUCGUGCUAAAAUAGAAGCGGUGUUCAGGAUCAAGAAGGAACGAGAAUUAAAACGAGCUAUCGAAGCGGAAUAUUAUAUUAUGCAGACUGUUGUCGACCCAACUACGUCGAAAAAUGUUAAAAAGAAGAACGAUCAGUUCUUGAGAAAUAAAGCUAAUACUCGGCUUAGAAUUCGCGAAGAAGAAUGGAGAGACAUAGUUUACAUCGACGAUGCUCCACUCGACGGACCUAAUCUCUACGUCGUUUUAACGGGCUUUCACGAUCCUGAUCUAUUCGUAGAACUGAUGAACAUCGGCGUACCUAUGACUUGUAUACUCAAGAUAAAAAGACCUGGCGAAACAUUACAACACAUUUCUUCGUUUAACGAAGAAAAAAAUCAACAUACCGAUAGAAUAUGGUUACGUUUUCCUGGAAGUUACGCCGUGGACAAAGUCGAACUUUAUAAAUUCUGGACAUCGUUGAAAAAUACUUUAAAAGAUCCACAAGCCAUUCAAACGUUUUCUAAUAUAGCGUUUCUUACGUUCAAGCCGCCAUUUUUAGCGGAGACACUUGAUGAUCUUGAAUACAAGAUUCUCAAAAAGGAUAUUUUCGAUAAAGUAUCCUUUAUCGUGUACGAUCUUUACGAUCUUCUUCGAAAACAUUCCAAUUACCUUAGAAGCAUGUUAAUCCAGCGUUACGACAUCGAUGAAAAGGAAGAAGCUGAGGCUAACGUCUACCAUGCAAUUCUCGAUGCUCUACCAACGGAAUGCGUCACCGUGCCAACAUUACUUAAUGCUCUUUUACUGCAGGUCGAAGCCAACUUAGAGUUAAUCCUGGUAGAUCGAUCGUUCCAAGAGCAAAAUGUUUCGGCAAAGGAGAACGUCGUUGAAAAGGAGGAGAACGAGGAGGAAGAGAAAGAACAGGAGGAAGUGCCAGUUGAGAGUAUCGACGACGAUGAGGAUUCGUGGGUUCGAGAAAGAGUCAAACUUUUAAAUCAAAAGUACAAGGUCAAAAUGUAUAACAAUAUCGUCGAAGAGAAUUCGAACGAGUUGCCAAUCGAAUUGAUUCUUCGCGGAGACAAAUUGACUUUGAAUACUCGUUGCAUUAAGUUGGAUGAUAAUAUCAAAGCGUUGUUAAAUCUAUCCGAUGACAUGUCCUUGGCUGAUUCAAUUCUCCAAGUUUAUCAAGACUCUAGAAUAAUCGAUUGUUGGGUGCAUUAUAAACAAUUAACAGAAACCAAAAUGAAGGAGUACGAUUGUUAUAUCAAUAAUAUAAUGAAAUACUUCGAUUCCAAUGUUGGAAUUUGUCGACAGGAAAUAUUUCAUUACCUGCACUUUUUGAUCUUCGACAAGAUGAUCUAUGGCAAUGAAUUGAACGAAAAGGAUGAAAAAAUUGAAAGGCUAUCAAUUAUUUCUUCUCUAAAAUCUCCGCGUAGAAUUUUAACGGACCCUUCUUUGCUUUUGCCAAAAGAUGAGAAAGAGGAGUCAAGAUUCUUUUCAAAAAGCGAUACUGAAAUAGACUAUGGGAAGGCCGUGGCUGCGUUCUUGAGUUGUCCAAGUCUCUUUGGGCUCACCGAUAUAAGGGAAGUUUUGUUACCGAGUUAUUUGGAGAAGAAUGUCUUCGAGGGAAGAGAUAGAAGAAUGCAAAGAGUAGGAGAACCACUCGAAGAAUACGACGACGUCGAGUUACUUCCAAAAAGGGUUCUCCUUCAAACCUUUUACAAAUGCUUCCAAAAUUUCGAACGUUUCGAGAAAAGAUAUUUUGAACCAACGGAUUCUAUAUUACUGUAUUUCAGUAAUGAUUAUGUAAAAGGUGACGUAUCCGAACGUUCGACCUUAUCUAGCUUACGCACACCAGUUUGUUUCCGAGAUUUCGUUAAGUACGUAUAUAACGAGGAGAUCGAUUGGAUAAAUCGAGAAGAAGAAAAGGAUCGAUCAGAAUUGAUAAAGAGGACAAGUAAAUCGUCGAUCGGUGAAAUUAGUUCCUCGGAGGACGAACUUCAUUUUUAUUUCGGCGACGAACAUUUUAUUCUUCCGAAUUCUUUGAAAGCUCAGGACAUGAAAAAAAAAUUACAAGUUGACUCGAAAUAUAAAGAUUCUUCGAGACUCGAUACACCUAGGACGGAAGUAAUCGGUGAGAAAAAAAUUCCCAAGGGGGAUGAGAAAAAGAAAGGUGAUAAAACGUUGAGCGAAAAAAUCUCGUUGAAGGACAGAAAACAGAAAACAAAUAGAGAAAUAAAUGAAAUCGACACUUCCUUUCUACCUCAGAGGAAGAUCCUAUCUUUCGAGUCUGCCAAAGAGGAUGAACCUCACGAGUUCAUAGGGUAUGACCUCGGAAACUUGCGAGUUCAGAUAGUUGAGAAGAGUAAGAUCUUCAAUUCGGAGGAUGGUACAUUCGUACAAGUGAAUCUCGAGACGUGGCUUUACGAGAAGGUGGAUUUACGUAUUACCAUUACCCUUGCUGGUUGUACUCUACGUUUGUUCGAAAAACUCAACGAUCAUACAACUCCGGACGAGUAUUGGAAGGAAUUGAAAUUUGAUUUUCACGCCUCUUGGCCAUCAGGUUUGACGAUUUCACCAGUUACCGGGGAUGGUCCUGAAAAUCCUUUUUACAUUACUCAGUCAUACAUUUCCAAAGCACCCGAAGACGUUGCUCGAGAAGCUUAUAGAAAAUUUUUGAGGAAUGGUACGGUGUUGAAAUUUCUCAACGACAAUACCGUCAUUGUAUUGCGUCCGAAUGGUGCAGUCAUUGAAUGCACAUUGUUCGAGGAUAUCACAACGGACGAAAAAAAUCUCGAGGAAGAAUUGGCUCUUCGAAAGCAUUUUCCUAAAAAGCGAGAAAUAGAUCGAGAUGAACGAGAUCCAUAUGAAAAUCACAUUUUUCAAUAUUUUCAUGCGGCUGAUCGUUAUUGGAAUUUUUGGAAAUCAGAAUCAGGUGGACGUUCGAAUGGGAAUGCAGUAUGCGAGGAUCAAAGUGACAGGAUACAAUGUUCUGGAUCACGAUGGUAG
Vespula pensylvanica (western yellowjacket) is the source of this 3366-nucleotide messenger RNA. RefSeq lists its product as uncharacterized. The coding region runs from base 1 to 3366 and encodes 1121 amino acids. The record is from RefSeq and is a predicted model, not a curated record. NCBI's taxonomy places the organism in Eukaryota, Metazoa, Arthropoda, Insecta, Hymenoptera, Vespidae. Gene Ontology annotation, biological process: epithelial cilium movement involved in extracellular fluid movement; axonemal central apparatus assembly. Gene Ontology annotation, cellular component: axonemal central apparatus. The transcript has 5 exons.